UGUUGGCACAUGACUGUCGCUACCCGCUUGUCAUCUAAAUUAAAUAUCAUGGCAUUAUAAUACUGUAUGUUGGAUAACUGAGCGCUGCAAACGAGCUACUACGUUCGCAGCCAUGGCGGGACAUAGAAGAUGCUUCUUGCUGCAGAGUGUUUGAUUUGACGGCUUUUGAAGGCAUUUGGUUUACAUGCUCGAUGGUUACACUGUGAAUUUUAGAAAAAACGAGUAUUAUCGAGUAUCUAACGGAAGUUUAAUGAGUGAUAUACAUGCUAUUUUGGCCAGGUGGGCAACGUCUCCGGUCUACGGCACGCGUGUUUGAGUUGGAAUUUGGACCAGGGAAGGUGUUCUGAGGGUUUUCACACCAGAUAUUAUGUGGCACCGUAAGAUAUCGUAACCCUUUUAAUCACGAUGUUUUCUUCGAAUUAAACAAGUCAUAUUUCUGCUGGCAUUGGGUAGGUAGGCUAUCCGAAAUCGAACGACAAGAAAACACCUGCAUCACAUGGGGAUAUUUUUAUACCGGUCGGUGGCUCUAGCACUGCACACUCCCCUUGUCUGUGGCACCUCAAACGUCAUUGAAGUUGUCAGGAACUACUCCAAAGCCUAUGAGGACAUCGCCCUUCUGUGCAGAAGAGAGGAGCUCAAGUUCGGCACCUGCCUCAUUAACCGGCUGAAAUGUUACUAUAAGAAGGACUGUGGAAGGGAGUACAUGUUGAUGAAACUAAUCUGCUCAGUGAGCUCGAACCAGAGCAGUGCCCAUGAGUACCCAGACUGCCGUGAUGGGGGCAGCGAGGCCAGCCUGCUGGUGUCUCCGCUGGUGGUGGCUGGCAUCGUCAUCGGCCUGGUGCUCUUCCUGUCCUGCGUUACCAUCAUCGUGGGCAGCCUGCGCAAAGACAGCCGUCUGCGCAACCCCCACCUGCGGGCCAGCUAUGCUCCGGAUGGCUUUUCGUACGGCGGCUCCAUCGGGGAGCUGAGGUCGACGUGUGUCGAGGAGUUCCCUCCAGCGUUUGACUUUGACUCCUACGUGGAGACUCUAUCACAAGUCAAUGUGAUGUAUCCAGACUCCCCGCCUCACUAUGAUGAAUGUGUUGGACCAGGUGCGACACAGAUAUACGUCCCCACAGACGACCCCCCUCCGUAUUCCCUCACGGACCCCUGUCAGCGGGGCCACCAGCAGGCCACCUACACCAGCCUGGAGAUGGAGGAGCCGUCUGCUGGAGCUGGAGCCUCUUGGGUGUCCGCCAGCAGCGCCGCCGCCUCCCACUACCCAAUCGGACUGCACGAGCUCAGGCAGCAGCCAAUAUCCUCCAUCUCCCUGUCAGCGUUCCCCCUGGAGGAAGCGCCCCCGUACGAGGUGGUGGUGAGCAGGCAGAACCAGCCCAUCCCUCUGAUGCCCAUGGACCUGCUCAAACACCCAUCAGAAGACAGCCAUAGUCCCCAGAGAGCCCGGGCUGUCGCACACAGGAUCCUGUAGAGCUGACUGGGCUAGUCCUCUCCAAUGCUCUUUGUGCAGACAGCCACACACACACACACACACACACACACACACACACACACACACACACACACACACACACACACCUCCCAGCCUAACUCUCUUCUGCUUCUUCCAGUGUCCCUUUGUGCAUGACAGGCAGUAUCAAAAGAGAAUUACUUCCUGGACCGAAGCUGAAAGUUUGGGUUGAACCUAAACUCAGUCUGCGCCUUCCUCUCCUUCCCCUACCUCUUGGAUAAGCUGUGUCCCCAAACUCUAAGAUGUUACCCACACCACUCCUCACUCGAUCUCCCUUUACUACUGGGGCACUGCCAUGAAAUCACAGGGCUACUACUGGUAAACUGGGGCUGGGGGAGUAUUGUCUUUCUGUCCAGAGGGAAUUCACUUCAUACUGUAAAUUGGUCUCAGGUUAGGAGGCAUUCAAGCAUUUAGGAAGCAUUAUCAAAGUCUGUUUUUAGCACAAAAAACACUAGAGGUAACCUGAAGUGGUUUCACAUAGAUAUUUUGUAUGUACUGUUGGAUUUUGUUAUGUUGUAAUGGAAUUGCUCUUGAUAAAAAACACAAUAGAAAGAAUGACUAAUUUCACAUUCCAUCACAUAUCCAUAUGGUUUUAUUAAUAUUUUCUAUAUGAAAAUAAUAUUUGAUUUAUAUUUAGCUGACUUUAGGACUCCCACAGUCUGUAAAAUGUCCAGUAAUUUCAACUGAUAAAUAUACCCCAGUGUUAUACACUCUUAGAAAAAAAGGUGCUAUCUAGAACCUAAAUGGGUUUUUUUGGCUGUCCCCAUAGGAGAACCAU
Messenger RNA from Oncorhynchus tshawytscha (Chinook salmon), 2285 nucleotides. Its product is annotated as protein BEAN1-like. Bases 497 to 1468 code for a protein of 323 amino acids. The record is from RefSeq and is a predicted model, not a curated record. NCBI's taxonomy places the organism in Eukaryota, Metazoa, Chordata, Actinopteri, Salmoniformes, Salmonidae. The transcript is spliced from 6 exons.